AUGAUGAAGAGCCUGGUUGGGAUCAUGUGGAUCGUACUAGUGCUCGUUUCAGGAUGUUCCGGUAAUCCAGAUGCCAAACGUCUCUACGAUGACUUACUCUCAAAUUAUAAUAAAUUGGUGCGACCCGUCGUUAACGUUACAGAUGCUCUCACCGUUAAAAUUAAGCUCAAGUUAUCUCAACUCAUUGAUGUUAAUCUCAAGAACCAAAUCAUGACAACGAAUUUAUGGGUCGAACAAUCCUGGUACGACUACAAGCUCAAAUGGGACCCCAAGGAGUACGGGGGUGUCGAGAUGCUGCACGUCCCAUCCGAUCACAUUUGGAGGCCCGACAUCGUCCUUUAUAACAAUGCCGAUGGCAACUUCGAGGUGACGCUGGCCACGAAAGCUACCUUGAAUUACACUGGAAGGGUAGAAUGGAAGCCUCCAGCAAUUUAUAAGUCGUCCUGCGAGAUAGAUGUAGAAUAUUUUCCCUUCGACGAGCAAACUUGUGUCAUGAAAUUCGGCUCCUGGACUUAUGACGGCUUCCAGGUGGAUCUCCGGCAUUUGGACGAAAUGAAAGGUUCCAACGUGGUGGACAUCGGUAUCGAUUUGACAGAGUUUUACACUUCCGUAGAAUGGGAUAUAUUAGAAGUACCUGCUGUCAGGAAUGAAAAGUUCUACACGUGCUGUGAUGAACCGUACCUCGACAUAACAUUCAACAUAACGAUGAGGCGAAAGACGCUGUUUUACACAGUCAACCUCAUCAUACCCUGCAUGGGGAUCUCCUUCCUCACCGUACUUGUGUUCUACCUACCCUCCGACAGCGGCGAAAAAGUGAGUUUAUCCAUUUCGAUAUUGCUGUCACUUACCGUGUUCUUCCUCUUGCUGGCCGAGAUAAUCCCGCCCACUUCGCUUGUGGUGCCUUUGCUCGGUAAAUUCGUAUUGUUUACAAUGAUUUUAGAUACGUUUAGUAUAUGCGUUACCGUAGUGGUAUUAAAUGUCCACUUUCGUUCUCCUCAAACUCAUGUGAUGGCACCAUGGGUGCGACGUGUUUUUAUCCACAUUCUUCCAAGGCUUCUAGUCAUGAGGCGGCCUCAUUAUCAGUUAGAUAGGAGAAGUAUGACUUCGAGCCACAGAGUUAUGGUGAGGACCUGUAACGGUCUAGAGUUAAGGGACGCCGGACUCUAUUCGGAUUCCGGAGAUUUAGGGGAGGACCCUUCCGGCCUUUUUCCAAGUGCCAGUUCAAGAGACGAACUAACACCAAGGGAAUUGGAAGCAGGAGCCUUAAGAUCGUGCAGUAUUCACGGCACUACCCCACCUCCAGGCGUAGGCUUCCAUUUAGGAGAUGAACUGAAUGGAGGUAACCUGGAGGACCACUUAGAGGAUGUCCUUUGUAAGGAAUCUCACCCCUGGCAUCACUGUCCGGAAGUGCACAAAGCCAUUGAUGGCGUCAGAUUUAUCGCGGACCAUACCAGAAGAGAAGAGGACUCUACCAGAGUAAAAGAGGAUUGGAAGUACGUAGCCAUGGUCCUCGACAGGCUGUUCCUCUGGAUAUUUACGUUAGCAGUAUUAGUGGGAACUGCGGGGAUAAUCUUGCAAGCCCCCACAUUGUACGAUGACCGUAGACCCAUUGAUGUGACCCUGUCUGAAAUAGCAUCCACGACUGCAAAACCCCACAUAGCCACCUCAUUGUAA
This is a messenger RNA of Anoplophora glabripennis (Asian longhorned beetle), 1674 nucleotides long. It is a transcript of the gene nAChRa3, whose product is annotated as acetylcholine receptor subunit alpha-like. The coding region runs from base 1 to 1674 and encodes 557 amino acids. Gene Ontology annotation, cellular component: synapse; postsynaptic membrane; neuron projection. Gene Ontology annotation, molecular function: acetylcholine-gated monoatomic cation-selective channel activity; transmembrane signaling receptor activity. NCBI's taxonomy places the organism in Eukaryota, Metazoa, Arthropoda, Insecta, Coleoptera, Cerambycidae. The transcript is spliced from 12 exons. Gene Ontology annotation, biological process: chemical synaptic transmission; nervous system process; signal transduction. The record is from RefSeq and is a predicted model, not a curated record.